CAACUCUUGCCAAAAUGUUUUCAGGGCCUGCAAAAAAGAGAAUAUUUGAUGUAGACCCAAAUAUUUGUUAUUGGUAAUGCAUUGCAGCUAGAAUGUGACAUUAUUUGGAAGUGUGUUCUUUAUCCUAAACAGAUCAAAUAAAUGUCUGAACAUCCGUUAACGCAUGAUUCUGUCUGGCUACAGCAAAGAAAAUACGAAGAAGCAGAAGCAUUCUACCAGACACGCUUAACUGGACCACCCAGUAUUUCUUCAAGGAAAAAGAAUCGCAAGAAAAUGGCUGAAGCAGCAGACACAACAGCAAUUACUGAUGACUUAAAAAAAAUGUUGAAGUUAUCAACAUCUAGUGAAAGAUCUUCUUCUCCAGGAACCAAAACAACAUCUCAGUCAAAGACAAAUGUAUCAACCUCAAAGAAAAGACGUAAAUCAGGAAAAGCAAGAAAGGAGCAAGCAAAGAAUGCCGAAUCAGCUGAGACCCCUGAAACUAACAAAAAUGAUAACAGCAAAACAAGUUCUUCUGGUAGUUUAUCAAUUUCAGUAGAUAGGCAAGGUAAUAGAACACUACAUCAACAACAAGUAAACAAUCCACCAGAUAAUACACAGAAAAAAAGCCAGAAUCCUGGAAAGAAAGGAAACUCUAAAAGUAAACAAAAUAUCAAUGAUGCCGAAAAAUCUAGUACACAAGAAGUAAAGAAAGAUACUCCUGGUUCUAGUACCACAUCACAAAAAAGAGCCAAAUCUUCUCCAGAAAACCAUGGAGGAGGACAACAAAGCAGAGGAGAGUCUAAUAGGAACAACAGCGCACAGUCUGGGAAAAAAUCCAGUAAUUCAAAAGUAGACAAUGUGAAGCCUGUUCAGAACACUGACACACAAAUUUCAGAAACUGAAAAAAUAUUUAAAGAUAAACUUGAGAAAAAUUGGAUUUUUCCCUUGAGAAAGAAAUCAACAAAGUUUCCCCGAGCUAGUUUUUUCUGUCGUGUAUGCUCCUAUCAUCUAGAUCUAAAAGAAGAUUGUAAUCGACACAUGGGAGAGAAAAGACAUCAACGCAGAAAAGAGGUUACAGAGUCUGAGAAUAUUCUGCGUUUUAUACCAAAGCCUACAGAGAAACAACUGGAAUCUUUGGAUGUCCUACUUAAAGAUAUAUAUAAACAACAAGUAUUAACAGCAGCAGAAAUUACAACUAGAAAAUCUAUAGUACAAUCAUUAAAAGAAUACAUGAAGAAAACAAUACCUGAUAUAGAGAUGGAAAUGUAUGGCUCGACUUUAUCUGGAUUUGGUUUAAAGACAUCAGAUAUUAACAUCUAUGUUCAUUCUCCCAGUUCUAAAUCAAUGCCUAAAGUUCUUGUUUCAAUGUAUGAACAGUUUAAACAAUCAGGUGAGAGAUUUAAGAAUGUAGAGAAUGAUUUCUAUUCUAAAGUACCAGCUGUUAUAUAUGAAGAUCCUAACACCUCUAUAAGAUGUCAACUAACUAUAAAUAGUUGUUUUGCUAGGGAUACUAGUAGAUUAUUAUCUGUUUAUAGUUCUCUUGAUCCUAGAGUUGUUCAACUAGGAAUAACUUUUAGAACAUGGGCCAAGAUUUGUGGAUUGGAUCGACAAAAGGAAGGAACAUUACCAGCCUAUUCAUUGAGUUUAAUGACAGUUUAUUAUUUACAAAAUACAACACCCCCAAUAUUACCUACAUUUCAUAAGAAUUUCCCAAAGUUUGCUGAAUGUGAGGAGAAAAAAGAAGAAUGGUUUUCAUAUAUUACACAAGAGGCCACCAAGUGGGAAACGGAAAACAAGCAAAGUCUGUCAGAGCUCUGGUUAGGAAUAUUACGUUUCUACAUAUUAAACUUUGAUACAGCCAAUGAAGUUGUUUCUAUCAAGAUGGAAAAACAAUCGAGAAUUGAAAAGAAAUGGAACAGUAAGAAACUGGCUAUAGAAGACCCUUUUGCACCAAAGUUAAAUGUAGCCAGAACAGUUAGUAAUGCUAUGAUAUAUGAAUAUUUACAAGACACACUACGCAAGGCUUAUCAUUAUUUUGGUUUACCCAGGAAUAGUCAGGGAGAGUCAUGGAUACCUAUGAAAAGUUUAGAAACCAUGGCAGCAACAAAUGCUUUAAAGGAAUAUAAACAAACAGAGACAUUGUCAAAUGCUACGGAAAAUAAUUCUAAUCAUGAAAGAAUGCCAGAAAAUAGUAAUACGGAUUCUGUAGAUAUAGUUAAGGAUUCAUCACUAGAUGUAGAAACAUCUUCAUCAGACCCAUCGCCAUCAACAGACUUGAGUAAUUCUAAUAAUUCUGAACUUAUUGUUAAACAACAAUGUGAUAGUGCUAAUAAUACAGACAUUUCAGAACCAGAGAAACAUAUGUCUAGUCUUAAAACAUUUGCUCUUGAUUUUGCGGAGAAAAUUAUAAAUCAUGCCAUGAAAGAGUGUAAGAAUUGUCAGCAUCCUUCUUCAAAUCCGCCUUCAGAUUCAACUGUAACUAUAACAUCUUCAUCUAAACAAGAUGUUGGAGUAACAGAAAGUGAAAUAGAUAUAGCUAGUUUUAUAGAUAUAGAAGGGUUACAGGAUAAAGAAUGUUUUUAUCAGUUUAAUGAAGAUGUUUUAUCUGAUGGAAAGGGUCUGCCAGUAAUUUGUGGUUUUUGUGAAGGUGAAGGACAUCUACGAAAUAAUUGUCCAGAAGAUGUUUUACCUAAAUUACGACCAUUACCAGGAAUGACAGCAAAACAUCUAGGAGUUCUUAGUGAAACAUUAAAAAAUGUUAUAUAUGAUUUCAGACCAACAGCAAAAGAUAAAGCUGAUAGAAGAUGGAUAUUAAAAGAUAUAGAGAGUUUCAUACAGCAACGUCUUUAUCCAGAUGCUCGUCUCCAGUUGUUUGGUUCUUCAUGUAAUGGGUUUGGGUUUUCAAAGAGUGAUUUAGAUAUCUGUCUCACAUUUAAAGAUAAAACCUCUGAGGGUUUAGAUUAUGUACAGGUUAUAAAGAAUUUAUCAGCUAAGUUGGAACGUCAUGAUGGUUUACGUAGUAUAACGGCUAUUACAACAGCUAAAGUACCAAUAGUUAAGUUCCGUCAUAGACAGAGUGGUUUAGAGGGUGAUAUUAGUUUAUAUAAUACAUUGGCCCAACAUAACACAACAUUGUUAGAAAUGUACUCCAGUAUAGAUGAAAGAGUUUCAAUACUUGGUUAUGCUUUAAAAGUUUUUGCUAAGGUGUGUGAAAUAGGAGAUGCUUCUAAAGGUAGUUUAUCAUCAUAUGCAUAUGUACUGAUGUUAUUACAUUAUUUACAACAAGUUGAACCACCUGUUAUACCUGUAUUACAAGAGCUCCAUACUGGUAAGAAACCUGAAUUAAUUAUAGAAGGUUGGAAUGUUUGGUUUUAUGAUGAUUUUAAAACAUUGCGUAAUGUAUGGCCAGGAUAUGGAAAGAACACUCAGAGUAUAGGAGAGUUAUGGCUUGGUCUAUUUAAGUAUUAUAGUGAAUUCCCAGUUAAAGAUAAUGUUAUUACCAUUAGACAGAAGGGACCAUUAUCACGAUUUGAAAAAUUAUGGAAUGGAGAAUGUUUGGCGAUAGAAGAUCCCUUUGAUUUGAGUCAUAAUCUUGGAGGAGGUCUUUCAAAGAAAAUGAAUAAUUACAUAUUCCAUGCUUUAAUUCAUGCUAGAGAACUAUAUGGAACACCAUUUGAAACACUUCCAAACAUAGUAGCUAAUUAUAGUUCACCAGCAGACUAUUUCUUUGAUCCACAAUUAUUAACAGAGGGUCGACCUCCUAAUGAUAGGGGCUGUAGAGAAUGUGGUAAAAUUGGUCAUAUAGCUAAGAAAUGUCCACAACAUUUAAAAAAUGUACAAAGAAAAAAAGAAAGGGAGGCUAGACAAAGAGAACUAAAACAGCAGAAGCAACAACAAGAUCAGAAUCACCAUGGUGAUUUACCUCGAGAUGAACAUAAUGAUAGAAAUGGUCAUAGACAUACUCCAAAUAGAGAGCCACGUAGAAGAAAUAAUUCAUAUAAUGAAUAUUCUAGAGAUAGAACACCACUUCUACCGACUUCAGUUAUAAGAACAAGAAAUGAUUCACAUCCUGGUAACCGUCCAUCACCACAACCUCUAAUGGAUAUGGUAAUAGAUAAUGGUAAUAACAUGAGCAGUCAUCAAAUGCAGUCAUCACCUUAUAAUAUACAUCAGGUUUCAAACUCAAGUCCAGAGCAGCACCAUAUACCUAAUAACAGUACUAAUACGGUCAAUAACAACCCUCUGUCUAACCAACAAUCUGUAACACCAACAGGAACUUAUGUCACUACUUCUGGUGGUUGUCGCGUUUUUCUUCCGUCAAAUACAACUCCCCAACAAUUUACACAAUCGUCACCGCAAGCUAAUAUACCCUAUAGUUUAUCAAGGCCUUCAUUUCCUACCAUGACAUAUGGAUAUCAGUCGACAAGUGCCACCUCACAACCAGUUCAACCAAAUCAGGUGGUUAUUAAGAUGUUACAACAACCCCAUAUUAUGUACUUGCAGCCCAUGCCUCAUCAUCAAGGACCAAAUGGCAGCCAAAAUUUUAAUAUUAGAAAUAACACACCUCCUCGACAUAAAAAUUAUUAUGUAAAUCAAAGUGUAAGGAACACACAAGGUAGACCACAGUGAAUUGUUGAGAUUCCUUGAAGUUUUAUUUUUAAAAAUUUAUAAGAUGAUAAAGUAUUUGUUGUAUACAAUCAUGGGAUCUUAUUUUAUCAUGAUAGUUUUUAUAUGUGUCUUUAGAGUCGUGUUACAUAGUUAUUAGUGGUACUUAUUUACAUGUAUAUAUCAUAUUUCUAUAUCAUUACAUUGUCUAAAUGUGUAUAUCCUAGUUAUUUACUAUAUAUUGAUAUACCUAGUAAGUGAUACUGGUUUCUAUCAUUUUCAUGCUCUAUAUAAUCUGUUACAUAUUAGUUCAUUCUCUUAAAACAUCUCACAAAUCACAUCAAAUUUUCACUAUUAUACAGGCCUACACACUACUUAAAAUUGAAAUGUGGGGUGCUUUAUCAUAUGUAACUUGCCCUGACCAAAUGAGACAAAAAAUUAAAAUACUACUAUGCAUCAGUUAAAUUAUGUAUUAUAAGAGCUUUAAAAUUGAAAUUGGUCCAGUUAUUUAGUUUUGAAGUUGGUAUACACCAUAGUAUUAAUUUUAAAGAAAAAAAUUACUAAAACAAAGCAAUACUUCCAGUGGCGGCGCCAGCAGUCGGUGAUUGGAGGGGCAAAGCUGGGGCAAAGUCCAAGGUUAAGGGGGCAAACAAAGGCACGAGCUUCAACUAGGGGUAAAUUUUGAAAAACAGGUUGCCGGAAAUGCAGCCUGGAAGUAUUUCAGGCACUGAUCGAUGAGGUAAAGUGUCAAACGAACAGACUUGCGAAUCACGACGAAGCCCACUCACGAGCGUCAAAGUAGGGAGUCCUCCCCCAGAAAAUUUUGAAAAAUAGACUGCCGGAAAUGCUGUCUUACAGUAUUCUGUCAGGCACCGAUCGUCGAGAUAAAUAGAUCUGCCCAGAUACCGUUCAUCGCCUGAUUACCAAUUUAUCCGACUAGAGAACAAAAUGUCAAACGAACGGACUUGUGAACCUCAACAAAUUCCCCUUGUGAGCGCCAAAGUAGCGAGUCUAUUGGGGACCUCGCCAAGAAAAUUUUGAAAAAUAGACUGUCGGAAAUGCUCUACAACAUGCAAGUUUAUGACUGAGUGGGGAUGUGGGAUUUAUUCACCGUAGAAGUUAUUGAUACGUAUCACAAAUACUUUUUUUUAUUUUCUAAAAUUAUUGGGGGGGGGGGGGCAAACAGAAGGCAGACCCCUGGCGCCGCCACUGAAUACUUUAUACUUUGUUUAUACUUUGUUGGAAAUACUAGAUGUUUUUACACAUCGGAGAGAAAUCAUAGCUACGCAACAGACACCUCACCAGACAGUUUUGCAUAUAAACACAAGUCAGAUUUUCUGAGGUGUUAUCUGUAGUAAAACCCAUUGACAAAAGUUCAAAAAGGCUUUCUGACUUUCAACAGUCAAAAAUGUAUCCACCCCUGGUCUUUUUCAACAAAUGUCUUUACAUACUACAUGUGUUUUAGUUUUUAUUGUAAUGUCAUGGUUAGUUUUUAAGAAAAUUCCAGGAAGGAAUCAUGACUUGAAAGACAUACAGGACAAAAAUAUAGGCUUUAGGCUGGAGUUUAUCAUCCCCACUAGAGUUUAUUGUCUGAACAAGGCUUUAAGCUGGUGUUUUAUCAUCUGCUUUAGACUACAGGUAUUAUCAGAACAUGUCAUUACAGUACAGAGUAUCUUCUAAACUAGGCUUCAGACUACAGAAUCUCAUCUGAACUAGUCUUUAGAAUACAGGGUAUUAUUUGAACAUGGCUUUAGAAUACAGAGUAUAAUCUAAUGUAAACCUUGCCUUAGCCUGCUAGCUAAAGAUGUUCAUUCAUGUGUACGCAGGUGUUGGUUUGACCCGAUUUUCAUAGGAUCAUUUAUCAUUGUGUAUAUAUAUAUAUAUAUGCAUGUAUUCAUGUUCCCACCUUUAAUAUUCAUGUCAUAUUCAAUAUACAUUGACUUAACAUUUUUAUUGUUUAUGAAUAAAAUUCUAGAAAGAAGUGAUAUGAUUGACUCAAAUUUGAAUCACUAAUUUCACAAAAUUGCAAGUGGGGAGUAAACCUAAAGGUUGAUACAAAUUAAUCAUGUGAUUAUUAUUCUUACUUGGAAUUAUCAAAUGAUCUGUAUAUAUUUGUAAACAAAAAAACUUUUUUUUCUUUUAUCAUCAAUUGUUAUGACAUCCAUUGCUUUUUGUUCUUAGUGUGUUUUGUUAAACUUAUAUUUCAUGAUCAUUUAUAACUAUGUAUAUAUAUUUUAAAAUACAGAGUAUUCAUAAGCUUAUAAACUCUAUAUGUGAAGAUUGUAAAUCAAGUUUUAACAGAGCUCAUUUAUAUGUCUAAAGAUAAGUGAAUAUUUUGUAAACACAGCAUUGUUUUUGUAUGAAAUCGGGUAGUAUGUAAAUUCUUCUAUUUAGUAAGUUGCAAAUCUUAAUGUGUUUAUUUUAUGUGUGCUCUGAAUUCUUUAUAUCAAGACUUUUUUGUGAAAAUGAAAAUUUGUGUGGAUAUAUUUGCUAUUAAAUUCUAAAGACCGUAAUUAAGGGUCUGUGCUAGUCUCACUUUAAAAUAAUGUCAUAUAGAUUCUACCAUCAUUUAUUCUGAUCUGUAAUCAGAGGGUUGUCCACUGCAAAUCAUCAGAACAUCCAUGCAGAAUACUAAUCCAGGGGCCAUUGAUAUUAAUUAAGGAACAAAAACAUUUUUGAUUGAAUCAUUUACAUGGAUACCUGCAAGACAGAAAUAAUGAGGUAUGUAAUUGGAUUAGUAACAGAUAGACAUUAUAUCCAUAUGAUUAUAUAGACAGUUAUUUUAUGAAUUAAAGCUUAGUUGUGUAGAGCUGUUUAUGACUAUUCCAAGAAUGAUAUUUUAAUUGAGAUUUAGAUAUCUUUUAGCUUGUUUUUUGUUAUAUUAUUUUCAUUUAAUUGGUUUAGAAUAUCCACAAAUUUUAUUGUUUUCUAUUACAUAGGGAUGUGUAUAAUUUUGUCAUAAACCUUCUUUGUAAAAUUGUUAUAGAAAUAUUGAAGUAAUAAUGAGGAAAACCCCCCAAAAAUGAUUAUGAAAAAAGAAAAUGGAUUUGUGUUUGGUAUUUCUUAUAUCUACUCAAGAUCGUGAAUCAGGGUACAUUGUAUUCAGUGCAUUUUGUCAUAAUGUGAUAAUUCUAAAAUGGAUUGGCUUAAACUUCAUGUUGUUUCUUCUAGCCAAUAAUGAUUCACAAUCUGUGAAAUUUUAUUACCAAGCAUCCAUUGCAUAUUGAUUAGCAUUAAUUACUUGAAGGAAGGCAGCACAUUAUAUCAAAAUAUACUGUGGUAAAAUGAUUUACAAUAGCAAACAUAAUCAACAUACAAAAACGACCCUUGAAGGUCUUUUAAGGUAGGCUACAAUGCGGGCGUGCUUUUGUGGGUGAAGGGUGUUAAAUCAUUUCCAGUAAUAAUGUAUCUGAACAAGGGAAAAUUUUGCCACAACAGAGGCAUUACCGGUCAUCAUUCGCAGAAUUACCCCGGGCAUUUUGCCCAAUACUUUUGUUGUUUUAAUAGGUUCUGAUAUCCAGUAUUUAACAUACACCUUGUUCACCAAUCUGAUUAAAAUACAGAUCUAUAUUUCUUUUCAUUUUUUUUAUUAAUUUUUUUUUUAUAUACUUUCGAUGGCCUAGCUACAUGAAGAUCUGACCAGUUGUAGUAAAAGGUCGCGUCAGAGGUCGUACGAACAGUUAUUCCGGGCAUAGAACAUACCCCAAAGAUCAAACUAAAAAAUAUUUGUAUUCACUCGACCAAAACAUGACCAAUAGUAAGAUUCUGAAAUCUAACGAUUGAUUAAAUGAUAAAAAAAAAUUGAAAAUAAUAUAUUGUUUUAACGUUUUCGCGAGAUGGUAAACGGGGAUAGGGUGGAUGAUUGAGGUCUCAACUAUCUUUUGUCCAAGCAGGUGUUUUAAAAUCUUGUAAAUGUAAUACACGGUACACGUUGUUGAAUUUUUGUGACAAUUCCAAGUUUGUCUUUCAAUAAUACAUUUUCUAGUUGGACACUAUAAUCUUCAAUCCAACGAAUAGUCGACUAAUCCGUCUUCCAAAAAAAUGUGUUCAUUCGGAAUACUAUAAUAUCGUUCGUACCAUAUUCAUACUUUCUGAUUGUUUGCUGUCAUCGCGGGGAAUGAAGUCAGUAAAGAAUGAUUGCCAAAGCGGCCAAACUUAAUUUGUUGCUUGAAUAUGUAUAGGGGUCUAUAUCUAAUAAAAAUAAACAUUUAAAUUUAUUUGCCACCAGAAAACCUAAAAUUAAAAUUAUAUUGUCGAAGAAGAAAGGUAAUAUCUAGCUUGACUCUCAAUCCUUUUCUGUGAAUGGAAUACUGUUUAUUAAAAAAAAAAAUUAUAUUAUUGGUAGUCCUUUCAAUUUGAUAUUAUUUCGUUUUAUGAAUUGAUAUGCAAUAUAUUAUUUAAUUUAACAAUUCACACGGUACUCCCGUGCUUCCCUUUUUAAAACUCCUUUAUUUGUGUAACAUUAUUUGUGAGCUUUAUUUAUACACAGACGUAGGAAACAAUGAUGGCGGUUCUUUUUCGUGUGUCUGACCAAAGAAUUAAAGUGAAGCAGACUGAUUUUAACUGAAGCGCUACACAAUACCAAUUCUAUGCACGUUUUAUGUCCAUAUUGAUUUUAUGUCGACCUACAAGUAAUUGAAUUUUGUUUCUGAAUCGA
Messenger RNA from Patella vulgata (common limpet), 9244 nucleotides. RefSeq names its product terminal uridylyltransferase 7. The record is from RefSeq and is a predicted model, not a curated record. The transcript has 30 exons. The coding region runs from base 142 to 4611 and encodes 1489 amino acids. Lineage: Eukaryota; Metazoa; Mollusca; Gastropoda; Patellidae. Gene Ontology annotation, molecular function: zinc ion binding; nucleic acid binding; RNA uridylyltransferase activity.